Messenger RNA from Aethina tumida (small hive beetle), 1309 nucleotides. RefSeq names its product BRISC and BRCA1-A complex member 2. The coding region runs from base 109 to 1218 and encodes 369 amino acids. The transcript is spliced from 5 exons. Lineage: Eukaryota; Metazoa; Arthropoda; Insecta; Coleoptera; Nitidulidae. The record is from RefSeq and is a predicted model, not a curated record. Gene Ontology annotation, biological process: double-strand break repair. Gene Ontology annotation, cellular component: BRCA1-A complex; BRISC complex.
UAACCUCAAUUUUACGUCAACUGGGAAGGACCGUCGAAUAAGUUGAAUUUACGUGAAGACAGACAGUUUGUAAAUAAUAUACUUUGUUAUUUUAAAGAGCAGAUAACCAUGGAACUGAACGAUCAGGCCAUACAAUUUUUCCCCGCUAUUCUGCAGGACAAUAUCAAGUAUCUUUUGUUGAAUUCAAUAGGAUUAUCGUCUCUGUCGUUUGAUGAAAUCGACAUAAUACACAACAGAGAUGUGGAUCCCUUCCAUUUCAUAUUUAGAAUACCAUAUGCUGGUAAAAACCUGAACUGGGAUGUGCUUUUUAACCCGAGUGAUAUGGAGUUUGCUCCUGACUUUGACUUUAAUGAUAAUCAGUUCCUGGCCAAUGCAGAUGUUGAGUUUAUUCAGAAGAAUGUUCCAUCCUGGAAUAAAUGGAAUGUUUAUAGAAAAAGUGCCCUCAGAGAUCUCCUUAAUGAGUACCUAGUUUUGUACAAAAAAUAUCAAGUUGACAAACUAAGAAGCAUCAGUGUGCAUAGCAAGUUCAAAAGGGAUUUUGACUUGUUAACUAAAAAAAAAAGUAUGCCCCUUAAAAAAUUUGAAGUGUCUGUUACCGAUUCUUAUAUAGACUUGUUAAUAAGAAUAGAUAUUGAUUAUACAGGUAUUCCAGUGGACAUAAAUCCCAAUUCUAAUUAUAAACAAAUGAAUGAAAGUUAUAUUAAUUUGAAAUUAUCAUAUACUCCAAGUAAUAAAGUAACAUCAAGUUUGGUGAUGUCACCAUGUAUUGAAUUAAUUCUAGGCAAUGAUAAAACACUUAAUUUGCCAGCUAAAAGGGACAAAACCCUACCUGAAUACUUAGAAGAAAUUCAGCUAUUAUUAGGAAAUCUUAUUAAGACAAAGAUUUCAAAUGAUAAAAAUCGAAAAUUAUUCAUGUGUAAUAUCAUUAUUGAUAAUGAAAAACAUAUUGUUAAUUAUGAUACACUCUAUUUAUUGAAUGUUCGUUUGGUUUAUGUCAUAAAUGAAAACGAAUAUUUAAUUGACAUUAUUACUGAUAGAGAUUUUCCACAAAAGAAACCUCGUAUAAUUUUACAUUUUAAUUGCAAUAGGAUAGAUUGUAAAACAGAAAUUUCUAAUUUGCAAUGGAAUGCAAACUUAGAGGUUGAGGAGAUGUAUAAUAACAUAAAAAAUUGCCUUGAACAAGAAGUGGCCAGAGCCUAUCUGAGACAUAAACAUUAAUCCCUUUGUAAAUACUAAUUUUAACUUAUGUUUUAAGAAUUUAUGUUCCUAAGUAUUUGUUUUAUAUGAAUAAAUUUUAUUUUAAUUUUUA